AUGCCCGGCCCGGUGUCUGCAGAACCAAGCCCGUACCGGUGCCGUACCGGUCCGUACCGACCCCCGGGCUGCACCGCACCGCUCCGGGGUCGCGCGUCCCUCCCCUACCCCUCCACCCCCCCUUUGCCGGUGCGGAGCCGCUGCCGGAGCCGCCUCCGCCGGGGCCGAGCCACCCUCCGCCAGCACCGCCCCCGGGCUAUAUAUCCCCGCCGCAUCCCUCCUCUCCCGCUCCCGCUCCCCAUGGCUGCAUCACCGGCGGCACCGGCAUCCCGGAGCCCCGCCCGCGGCGACGCGCAGCGCCCGUCCCGCGGCGGCCCCGGCGGCCCCGAGGCGGGCACGGAGAGCGGCGGCGGCGGCGGCAGCAGCAGCCCCGGCGCGGUGGAGCUGGCGGCGGCCCGGCGGCGGCUGGUGGCGGCGGAGGGGCGGCGGCGGGCGGCGGCGGAGCUGGAGGGGCGCGUGUGGCAAGUGCACUGCGCCCUGCGGCACGCAGAGCUCCGCCUGGCCGCCCGGGCAGAGACCCUGGGCCGGCUGGGGGCCGGCGUGGCACAGGCACAGCUGGCGCUGGCGGCCCAGAGCCAGCGGCUGCAGAAGGGGCUCCGCCGCCGCCCGCGCCCCCGGCCCGCCGCGCUCCUCGCCGCCGCCCGCGCCCUCCGCAGCUGCGUGCCCUGGGCACCGUCCCGGGCACGGGGGGCGGCCGCGGGGACCCCCGUUCGCCGGCUGCCGGCGGCGCCCCGCGGGUCCGCGUAG
Messenger RNA from Pseudopipra pipra, 747 nucleotides. RefSeq names its product TMF1 regulated nuclear protein 1 (gene TRNP1). The transcript has 2 exons. The record is from RefSeq and is a predicted model, not a curated record. Gene Ontology annotation, biological process: regulation of cell population proliferation. Gene Ontology annotation, cellular component: nucleus. Lineage: Eukaryota; Metazoa; Chordata; Aves; Passeriformes; Pipridae. Gene Ontology annotation, molecular function: DNA binding. The coding region runs from base 1 to 747 and encodes 248 amino acids.